AAGCAGGCUGGGUUGCUGGUCGAGACAAAAUCAGUCCGGGGACACUCGGGAUGACAGAACGGCGAACUAAGACGCCGUUAUCUGACAUUAUGAUUAACUAGUCUGUUAACCAGCUAACAUAGUUGGUUAAUGGCUAAGUUACCUAUGAAAAACCAGCUGAUAAUAACGCGUUAGUUCGUUAAAGGUAGGGUCAGAAAAUUGUUUGGAUCGUGUUGGCACGGGCUGUUACAGCUAACUUUACGCUAGCAACCCACCAUUAGCUAGCUAAUGUUAAUUUUGAAUAAGCAUUCAAAUUAACAUAGCUAGCUAACGCAUAACAUAUUUGAUGUGGCCUUGCGGUUGUUGCCAUAAGUUAAGACAACAUUCACAGAGAGAAGAGUAGUUGGAAAGUUGAACUCAUGUCGAGAAAUCAUGGCGUCGAAGCAGUUUGAUUCGACAACAUAUGCAGAGGAGCAGUUUUGACUUCGGGCUGUCAACAAGCUCGCUGACAUUAGCUAUCCUGGCUAGCCAGCUAGCUUUCUUGCUACCAUGGCCAAAAUAGAGAACGGCCGUAAAUCAGUGGACACCAGGAGUAUCCGGACCAUUAGCAGCAGUCACAUGGACGAUGAAAGCUCUUUGGGAUCAGACUCUGAAAUCAACGGCUUCACCAGCGACAGACAAACCGAUAGAUAUGGAUUUAUUGGAGGAGCACAGCAGCAUACGGGAUCAUCAGCUCAGGAUGUGCCUCCAGAGGUGCUCAGGCAAAGGGAGGUGAAGUGGCUGGACAUGCUCAGCCACUGGGACAAGUGGAUGAUCAAGAGAUUCAAUAAGGUGAGGCUGCGGUGCCAGAAGGGAAUCCCUCCUGCCCUCCGAGGCCGUGCAUGGCUCUACCUGUCAGGGGGGAAGGUGAAGAAAGAGCAGAACCAAGGAAAGUUUCAGGAGCUGGAUAGCCAGCCUGGAGAUCCCAAAUGGCUAGAUGUGAUUGAGAAAGACCUCCAUCGACAGUUUCCUUUCCAUGAGAUGUUUGUCUCACGCGGAGGACACGGGCAGCAGGACCUGUUCCGUGUUCUUAAGGCCUACACUCUGUACAGACCAGAGGAGGGAUACUGCCAGGCUCAGGCUCCCAUUGCUGCUGUGUUGCUUAUGCACAUGCCUGCUGAGGAUGCCUUCUGGGGGCUGGUCCAAAUUUGUGAGAAGUAUCUUCCUGGCUACUACAGUCCUGGCCUGGAAGCUAUACAGUUAGAUGGAGAGAUCCUGUUCGCUCUGCUGCGACGUGUCUCCCCGCUAGCCUUCCGCCAUCUGGAGAAACACAAGAUCGACCCCGUCCUCUACAUGACUGAAUGGUUUAUGUGUGCCUUCUCUCGGACGCUGCCUUGGGCUUCUGUGCUGCGUGUCUGGGACAUGUUCCUCUGUGACGGAGUGAAGAUAAUCUUCCGCGUCGGUUUGGUGUUGCUUAAGUGCAUGCUGGGGACCCGGGAGAAGCUGAAGGCCUGCCAGGGCCAGUAUGAAACCAUGGAGCUACUCAGAGCCAUCGAGCCUCGAUACAUGCAGGAGGGCUUCCUCGUCCGAGAGAUUCUGGAGGUGCCAGUGACAGCCCGAGACGUGGAAAGGGAGAAUCACACCCAGCUGAAGCGCUGGAAGAAGAACCGCGGCGAGCUGAAUUUCAAAUCGCCCCCGAGGAUGCACGGCGCUCAACUCAUCAUGUUGGCUGAGCCGCCGACCCGCCAGGACCUGCAGCAGAACCCCACCAUUGUACUUGAGGUGCCUCAGCCCACCCCACAGCUGAAGAAGAGCAAGGAGGAGAAGAAAAGCAAGAAGAGGAGCAGCAUGAAGAAAGCCCAAACCAUUGAGGAAAUCCCUAAUCCUUACUCUCUCCCCAUUUACCCUCCACCCUCAGAUCCACCAGCCACUCCUCCAGUCAGCAGCAAGACACCAGAGACUGUGCCACAGACUGAAAUGUACUCACCUCACCUGCAGCAAGCGCCUCCCACAGGCCAUCCCCCUGCCAAAGAAUCUCCUCUUCAGCGAUCCACACAAAGCCUUAACAGCACAGAGCAGGAUACGUACCUGUAGCUCUGUGCGUGUGUGUGUGUGUGUGAGUGUGUGUGUGUGUGUGUGUGUGUGUGUGUGGACAAAGCACCAGCACCCUUCAAACAAUGGCCAACCAGCCUUGCCAAGGUCUCUAAUUGUCUGACAUCCCUAUUAUCCUAGUGUGACUGUUUUUGUUCAUUUAUUCAUUGUAGACGCCGUUUUGCCUGUGAUCCUAUUGGUAUACACUAAAGCAUCAUUGCUAAGUGUAAAAAUACUUUGAUGCUUUGAUGCCAUUUCACAACGUGAAGUUGAUGUUACCUCCUCUUGGUGCUUGAUGCUCUAAUUCAGACCACAAGUCUUAGUAUUCUUUGUUUGUAAAGGAGACACGUUACUGAGUUGGUGGGAGCAAAGUAAUUUCUUCAGAGCAGUGUGGUUUCAAGGUGUAACUUGGGACCUAAGGAACAAUGAGGUUCCACAGUUUAUGCAGUUUUUCUAUAUGCUUCCACUCAGAUUCAACACUCUUGAGCUCAUUAGUAAUACUGUGCAGCAGUGGAUAUAAACUCCUGAUAGAAAUCAUGCUUUUCAACUAUUAUUAGCCAUUAUAUUUCAUUAGGGGUUUCUUUCACUAGAGGGCAGCCUCGCGGAGGCAUCCGCUGUAAUUCCUGUUACAUUCCCUGUUAGUAAAGCUGAUCACAGCAGGGAUGGGAUUUCUUUAAGAAUUCACUAAGUUUGGGAGGUAUUUUUCUGAGACAUGUUGGGGUUUUUUUUUUUUUUUUUUUUUCUUCAGUAAGGAAACCUGUGCAUUUCAUGUUUAUAUUCUUAAAGGUGGAGCGAUUCUGGAGAAAUCCAAAACCAUGACAAAUACCAUUUUAUAUAUAUAUAUAUAGCAAACAACGACACAGUAAGUAAAGUAACUGACAUUAGCUAAGUUGUGGGUUAGCAAACAGUCGUUACAGAUGCUGCUGCGAAGUUAACAUGCAGAGACCUCCCACAGCCAGCACACCAGCUCCAGACAGCGAUACUCACAACUCUCCUGCUACUAUAGCUAACAUCACAACAACAAAAUAUAACCUGGCAAUCUAGAAAGUAAUCUGAAUGUCUGUGGCCAAGUCAUUUAACGUUACUUCACUUACUAAUCAUGGCAGGAACGGUUAGAAUUGUGUAGUGUGUUACGGGGUGCGGGCCACUUUAUUUGUUUCUCAUUUACAGAGCCAGUGCUGUGUACAAACACCGGAAUUUUUUAGGCACACCCAGAACAGACCGCUAGCAGACCGUAAAGAGACAAAAAGAUAUGUAUUACAUUAGAAUCGCUUACCCCACCUUUAAUCACCUUACUGAAUCGAUAAACUUCAGUCAUGCCACAUUAUGUUCAUGGGAAGUCUUUUUCUACAAGUACUAUUUAUUUAAAGAACAGUUAAAACAUGAAAUUUGCUGUUUGUGCGUGUUCUGCACAAAUGGUCACAUUUUUUCAGCGUCAGUUGAAUUGAUGUUGGUUAACUGUAUAAACUCCAAUAUUCACUGUGCCAGGCACUUCCAGCCACUUUAGAGCUGCAGUAAUUCAUGUUACCUUAGGCAGCAGAGAGGAGAACACUGGACAUUCCUCACUGUGUGACACAUUCCUGCCUUGUUAAAAGCUAAUCGGUCUAAAAGCUGUCUCUUGCCAAAUGCAAAUCUGUAUAAUGUAUGUGCAUGUGUUUCAUGUAACAUCUUGGACAGUGAGCGAUUGGAAAUCACCUAAUGGUGCUGACCUUCCUCUUGGCGUUGUUCAAAUAUCCAGUUGGAGCUAAGAAGAUUUUGUAGUGUCUACAUUCUUUUAUAUUUUGCUAGCAAAGCAUAUCAAGACUGCGUUGUUUUGAGAUGACCUACGGCCGCUACCUGUGACCAAGCGUAUUCUGUUAGUUAAGUCAAGAGGGAUUUCAUUAUUUUGGGAUAUUUGUAGUAUUUCUCCUUUUUGAAAACCUGGCUUGGAAAUACGGAGACAUGUUGUUUUUUUCAAAAUGUAUUGGACAAUCUUUUUUUAUGACGGUUCAAGUCAGUUUUGUAACUUUCAUCACAAUAAGAAAAGGUAAUGGGAGUUUUGACAAGCAUAAGCACACUUGUGUAAAAUGUGUUUGUAUAAUAUUAAAAAAAAAAGUAUCAUGCAUGUGUUGGUCAGUUGGGGCUUAAAAGGAUAACACACAGCCACUUGCCUGGAAUGGAAUAGCUUUUUAGUUGCUUAUAUUACACAUUUUGCUGUUAUAUUUUAAUUUAAUGCUCAUUAUGUAGAUAUGACAUGUAAAAUAACAAUUUGUUUUGUAAUGAAAUCUAUUUUUCAGUCUAUAAUGCUAUAUUUUAUUGAGAAGUGACAGAAACUGCAGAGGGGACAUUUCUAAAUUGUCUAAAAAAUGUAGGACAGUAUAUUAUCGAUAAACAUUUGUAACACUAGGGGGAAAAAGCUCAUGAAAUUUGAGGGUAACUUGCACGGGAGAAGUUUUUCUUACUCUUAAGUAGGAUUCGUGUGAUGUCACCAUCCACAUUAGGGUUAUAAAAACGUUUGACAACCAUGGGGCAGUAUGCGUCAUCAUGAAAUUUUACGAAUAAAUGGAUCUUUAAAGCC
Molecule: messenger RNA, 4606 nt
Organism: Micropterus dolomieu (smallmouth bass)
Lineage: Eukaryota; Metazoa; Chordata; Actinopteri; Centrarchiformes; Centrarchidae
Product: TBC1 domain family member 10A-like
Exons: 9
Coding region: 529-2052 (507 amino acids)
Source: RefSeq, a predicted model, not a curated record